This is a messenger RNA of Trypanosoma brucei brucei TREU927, 798 nucleotides long. RefSeq lists its product as hypothetical. The coding region runs from base 1 to 798 and encodes 265 amino acids. The record is from RefSeq and is a predicted model, not a curated record. The transcript has a single exon. NCBI's taxonomy places the organism in Eukaryota, Euglenozoa, Kinetoplastea, Trypanosomatida, Trypanosomatidae.
AUGCGUGCUGGUUGCAAUGUUUUUUUCUUUUUUUCAGGGAGGGGGUUGGAUGUGUCGGUGUCUAACUGGUUACUAUGUGGCCCUUUCUCAUCUUUGUUGUUGUUUGGAGGCUUCAUUUGCAAACGGAAAUUUUGGGCCGUGAAGUUGAUUCCGUGCCGCGGCACCGAAACCUCUCGGAAGGUCCUUACCUUCUCUGUACCUUCCAGUGGCAUCCGGUGCUACAGAUGUACUGCACUUCCCUUUUUCCCCUCCUCUAACUCUUUGCGGGCGCUAUGCAAAAGAAGUCCCAUGUCAGUGCUGAGGUUCUGGCAAGUGGGUAGGCGACGGCGCUUCAUUAGUCCGUUCACGCGGCUCAAGGCCUGGUGGAUGGGUAUCGAAGAUGCCAGUUUGCUCUCUCGCUACGGUGAGGAUGGACCGUUCCGUUCUGUGUGGAUAAAAUGGCGUGGUACAAUCAUCGUGGCUGCCUGCACUGCCGUGAUGUUUGGUCGAAUGGGCGAAACAAGCCGAAGCAACGAUAUAUUAGAUAAUAUUGAGCUCAAUCGCCAGCGGUACUACAAACGGGAGUUCGCGCCAGAGUAUGUUCCCAAUGCACCAGAAGCGGUGUAUGAUGGUCCCAAAGGUUACUCGUACCGUGACGAGGUGUCAGGGAUUAUGGUGAAUGCUGAUGGGAAGCUCACAUCAGAUCUCACGCGUGAGGAGCGACGCGCACGGCUGGAGCAAAGUGAAAUAUCUUCAGGGAUGGUGGAGGCGGCUCGGAGACUCCGAGAAAGUCCCAGAUAUCAGAGGAAUGAUUCUUAG